GCGUUUCGAUAGUGGUUCCGGUUCCCAUUACCGUUACCGUUUCACUUCGACUUCGACGUCAACUGCGAUUGCAACCUGCGAUUGCGAUUGCUACUGCCACUGCGCAUGCGCGCCGGACUCUGAAUCGGUGGAAAAACAACGCCUAUUUUUGGUUUCGGUUCCGCCGGGAAGGCGAAGGAGUACCGUACCGGCUAUAGCAUUGCCAGCGCCGGAGCGGCUCAGUCCAGACCAGACGGUGAUGCCUUUGGGUCUGGCCCACGUGAACCAGUUGCUUCACUAGUUUCCACACACAUCCACGUGCGGUUCGUCCAGCUUCGGUCCGGGAUGCCCUACAAUCUGUGGCUGCGUCGGCGACUCCAGCUGCUGGCCUCGAUGCUGCUCUGCGCCCUGCUCGGCUACCUCACCUCAUCGGCGGCCAAGCCAACGCUGUCGUUCAGCCUGCCUCAGGGACUCCAGGGUUUUCCCUCGUUUCAAUCGUUCACCCAGCAAAUCCUCGAGCAGCGGAGCGUGCGGCAAAUGAAGACGUACAGCGGGAAGCGGCUGAGCAACGAUUCGCUCAUUAUGAUAUACUAUCACGAUCUGACCAUAGCCGUAACGGAGCUGGGCCCACAGAAGCUACUGUUGGGCUGCGAACUGAUCGAAAUCUACAACGACAAAGAGGGAAAGAUGCUGCUGGAGGGACUCGCCCACUAUAAUCGUCCUUUGGAGAUCAAGUUCGAUGAGAUGCUCAAGCUGAUGGACCAAUGCGAGCACGUGGACAAGCUGAGCUACGCCUCGCGCCACAAGGGCAAAACGGAGGGUGGCGAAAGGAGCAGCAGCGGUGGUGGUGCCAGCGGUGAUACAGCCUUAGCCAGUGGUACCGAUGGCCUCAAGCUGGCCACCAACAUCUUUCCGCGCAGUCCCUUCUCCCUGCUCAGCGGCAUCAUACCAGGCACCAAGUGGUGUGGCACUGGCGACAUUGCGGAGACGUACAGCGAUCUGGGCAGCGAGAUGGCCAUGGAUCGCUGCUGUCGUCAGCACGAUCUCUGCCCGGUGAAGAUCCGUGCUUACCAGCCCAAGUACGACCUGAUGAACGACUCCAUCUACACCAAAUCGCAUUGCAUCUGCGAUGAUAUGCUGUUCAGCUGCCUGAAGAAGACCAACACCUCGGCCAGCCAGCUGAUGGGCUCCAUUUACUUCAAUCUGGUGCAGGUGCCCUGUCUGGAUGGGCGCAGUAACCAGUACAAGUUCCGGAAGGCCAAGGAGGGCUUCUAGGCGAAGCGAGGAGGUUUUCUAUAUACUUAAGUGGGGGCAGGGGCAUGGGGGGACCGUGGGAGCGCCGGGGUUUCACUGUACAGGACGGCAGAGACGGACUAUUUAUUGGUUGAUUGGCAAACGAUGAGGCCCACUUUUAUUAUUGAUUAUUCUGUUAGGCAUACAGAUAAAUAUAAGUAGAGUUGCAAUCAUUAUCGUUAUACAAAUAAUAAUAAUAAUAAAAUUAAUAUUUUUGGCCAGAAAACAAAUUUGUGAUCAUCUUUAAUCAAGUACUCGAAAUACAAUGUACUAUUUAGUAUCUGA
This is a messenger RNA of Drosophila persimilis, 1557 nucleotides long. RefSeq lists its product as uncharacterized. The record is from RefSeq and is a predicted model, not a curated record. Gene Ontology annotation, biological process: phospholipid metabolic process; arachidonate secretion. Lineage: Eukaryota; Metazoa; Arthropoda; Insecta; Diptera; Drosophilidae. The coding region runs from base 325 to 1254 and encodes 309 amino acids. The transcript is spliced from 6 exons.